AUGGGUUUCGUGGUCCUGCCUGCUCUGGUUGCAGAUGUCAGCGCGGUUUACGACGUGUAUUUCGCGGCUUUCAAAGACAACGCCAUCACGCGGGCCCUAUUCCCAUCAGUUACAACGGAGGACUUGAUAAACCCGGAGUCUGAGUUCCGCAAGGGACACACUGCGCACGUAUUGCAGUACUGGCAAGACAGUCUUACACAAUACACGUUGAAAUGUGUUGAUUCAGAGAAUGGCAAGGUUGUUGGUAUGGCGCUAUGGGAUGUAUACAUCACCCCUAGUACCUGGAAGAAGGGUGAAAUUGGGUGGUUGCAAGGAAAAGAGAGAGAGCGCGCUGAUGCACUGAUAGGUCCGCUUUGGGACACCAGAGAAAAAAUGUGGAACAACGAGCGAUACCUGUAUUGUCAUGUUGUGGCAGUUCACCCAGACUCGCAACGCAGAGGCAUCGGCGAGUUAUUGGUCGAUUAUGGCAAAAAGAUCGCACUACAAGCGCAUCUACCCAUCUACGUAGAAAGUUCGCAAGCCGCAGUUAAGCUGUACGAGAAGUCAGGUUUCCGCUGGCUGAAGGAACGUCCUGUCCACAAAGGAGUCGACCUUUGGCCUGGAAGGACGGACAAUAACCAGGAGAAUCACGACGUUCCUCUGUUCGUGUGGAUUCCAGAAGGGGCAGAGAAGCUGUUGCCGGAAGCCGUAAAGCUUGCUUAA
Ascochyta rabiei is the source of this 702-nucleotide messenger RNA. RefSeq lists its product as uncharacterized. Gene Ontology annotation, molecular function: acyltransferase activity, transferring groups other than amino-acyl groups. The transcript is spliced from 2 exons. The coding region runs from base 1 to 702 and encodes 233 amino acids. NCBI's taxonomy places the organism in Eukaryota, Fungi, Ascomycota, Dothideomycetes, Pleosporales, Didymellaceae. The record is from RefSeq and is a predicted model, not a curated record.